Phodopus roborovskii (desert hamster) is the source of this 719-nucleotide messenger RNA. It is a transcript of the gene Tcf24, whose product is annotated as transcription factor 24. Gene Ontology annotation, molecular function: protein dimerization activity; DNA-binding transcription factor activity, RNA polymerase II-specific; RNA polymerase II transcription regulatory region sequence-specific DNA binding. The record is from RefSeq and is a predicted model, not a curated record. Bases 29 to 535 code for a protein of 168 amino acids. The transcript is spliced from 2 exons. Lineage: Eukaryota; Metazoa; Chordata; Mammalia; Rodentia; Cricetidae. Gene Ontology annotation, biological process: regulation of transcription by RNA polymerase II; developmental process.
CGCCGCGGGAACCGGAGCCGCAGCCGCUAUGGAGCGCGGCCGUCCCGCCAGCAGCCCACGCAGCAGCACCGAGCCCGCCCCGUCGGCCGCCGCCGGCCGCGAGUCGAGCCCGGGCCGGGCCGGGGCCGGGCACACAGGCUCCGGCGGGGUGGCGGCGCGCCCCGGGGGUGGCCGGCCCGCCGCAGCGAACGCCGCUCGGGAGCGCAGCCGCGUGCAGACCCUGCGGCACGCCUUCCUGGAGCUGCAGCGCACGCUGCCGUCGGUGCCGCCCGACACCAAGCUGUCCAAGCUGGACGUGCUGCUGCUGGCCACCACCUACAUCGCCCACCUCACCCGCAGCCUGCAGGACGACACCGAGGCGCCGCCGGGAGACCCCAGUCUGGGAGCCUUGAGAGGCGACGGCUACCUGCACCCAGUUAAGAAAUGGCCCAUGCGAUCAAGAUUGUACAUUGGUGCCACGGGUCAGUUCCUGAAGCACCCUGUGUCUGGAGAAAAGACAAAUCAUAGCAACACUCCGACAGCCUCACAGCCGUAGGCGGUCCCCUGGGGGGGGCCUGGCUGAGUGGUGGCUGUUGUUUUUCAAGAUUGUGAAAUAAUUCUGUAUUUAUUACAUUGGACAUAACAAACUGUUUCUGAAGUUUACAUUGAAACCUGUAGUUGAAUGUCAAAAUGUAUCUGUCUAAAUAAAUGUGGAAUGGAGUAAUCAGCCCUGUAUAAAA